UCCGGCCAUGGGGCCCGAGGAGGGCUCGGCCGGCGGGCUGGGAGCCCUGCCCGCACCGCCGCCGGGCUGCCGGAGCCGCUACCAGCUGCUGCUCUCCGGGAAGGCCCUGGCCGACAGAUACCGGAGGAUUUACACGGCGGCUCUGAGCGACCGUGAGCUGGGGAGCCACCCGGGCAGAAGUAAGAAACUUUUUAGCAAGAAAAAGUUGAAAAGAAAACAGAAGACUAAAUUGAAAGUAAAAACACGCAACAAGACUGAGAACCUAGAGAGUACAAUAACCAUACCAGAUAUCAGAUUACAUAGCAAUCCUUCAGCUUUUAAUGUUUACUGCAAUGUCCGCCAUUGUGUGUUGGAGUGGCAGAAAAAGGAAGCAUCUGUGUCUUUGGCUUCAAAGAACAGUGUCCAGAGUGGGGAUUCGGACAGUGAUGAAGAAGAGGAGCCCAAAGAACCGCCUAUUAAACUUCCAAAGAUCAUUGAAGUGGGAUUGUGUGAAGUCUUUGAAUUGAUAAAGGAGACACGAUUUUCUCAUCCAUCCUUGUGUCUCAGGAGCUUACAAGCCCUACUUAAUGUGCUCCAAGGUCAACAACCAGAAGGCCUGCAAUCAGAGCCUCCAGAAGUCCUAGAAUCCCUGUUCCAACUGCUUCUGGAAAUAACUGUCCGUAGCACGGGAAUGAAUGACAGUACAGGACAGUCCUUGACAGCACUUUCCUGCGCUUGCCUCUUCAGUUUGGUAGCUGCCUGGGGAGAGACAGGAAGGACGUUGCAAGCAAUCUCUGCAAUCCUCACCAAUAAUGGCAGCCAUGCUUGUCAGACUAUUCAGGUGCCAACCAUUUUAAACUCUCUUCAGCGGAGUGUACAGGCAGUUCUGGUGGGCAAAAUCCAAAUCCAGGACUGGUUCAGUAAUGGAAUAAAGAAGGCAGCCUUGAUGCACAAGUGGCCAUUGAAAGAAAUAUCUGUAGAUGAAGAUGACCAGUGCCUACUUCAGAGUGAUGGCUUUUUCCUCUAUCUCUUAUGUAAAGAUGGACUUUACAAAAUUGGCUCUGGAUAUAGCGGGACAGUGAGGGGCCAUAUAUACAAUUCUACAUCCCGCAUCAAAAACAGAAAAGAAAAAAAGUCUUGGUUAGGCUAUGCUCAGGGCUAUUUAUUAUAUAGAGAUACAAAUAAUCACAGUAUGACAGCCAUAAGAAUAAACCCUGAAACCUUGGAACAAGACGGUACAGUUGCUUUGCCAGAUUGUCAUACUGAAGGGCAGAAUAUCCUUUUCACAGAUGGAGAAUAUAUUAAUCAGAUAGCAGCAUCUAGAGAUGAUGGCUUUGUAGUGCGAAUAUUUGCCACGAGUACUGAGCCAGUAUUGCAACAAGAACUGCAACUUAAGCUUGCAAGAAAAUGCUUACAUGCUUGUGGCAUCUCAUUGUUUGAUCUGGAGAAAGAUUUGCACAUUAUCAGUACAGGGUUUGAUGAGGAAUCAGCUGUCCUUGGUGCUGGGAGAGAGUUUGCACUGAUGAAAACUGCUAGUGGAAAGAUUUAUUAUACUGGCAAAUAUCAGAGCCUUGGAAUCAAACAAGGUGGCCCUUCAGCUGGCAAAUGGGUUGAACUCCCAAUCACAAAAUCUCCAAAGAUUAUUCAGUUUUCUGUUGGACAUGAUGGCUCACAUGCCUUACUUGUUGCUGAGGAUGGAAGCAUAUUCUUCACAGGUUCUGCUAGUAAAGGAGAGGAUGGUGAAUCAACUAAAAGCAGACGGCAAUCAAAACCAUAUAAGCCUAAAAAAAUUAUUAAAAUGGAAGGAAAGAUUGUCAUAUCUACAGCAUGCAAUAAUGGAAGCAGUUCUGUAAUUUCCAAAGAUGGAGAACUCUACAUGUUUGGAAAAGAUGCCAUUUACUCUGAUAGUACAAGUUUAGUAACAGAUUUGAAAGGCCAUUUUGUGACUCAAGUAGCCAUGGGCAAAGCUCACACCUGUGUGUUAAUGAAGAAUGGAGAAGUUUGGACAUUUGGAGUAAAUAAUAAAGGACAGUGUGGACGAGACACAGGCUCUAUGAGCCAGGGAGGAAAAGGUUUUGGAGUUGAGAACAUGGCAACAGCAAUGGAUGAAGACCUGGAAGAGGAACUAGAUGAAAAAGAUGAGAAGUCCAUGAUGUGUCCUCCAGGCAUGCAUAAAUGGAAGCUGGAGCAGUGUAUGGUGUGCACCGUAUGUGGAGAUUGCACAGGCUAUGGAGCCAGCUGUGUUAGUAGUGGGCGUCCUGAUAGAGUACCUGGAGGAAUCUGUGGCUGCGGGUCAGGUGAGUCAGGCUGUGCUGUGUGUGGCUGCUGCAAGGCAUGUGCUAGAGAGCUGGAUGGCCAGGAAGCAAGGCAAAGAGGAAUCCUUGAUGCUGUAAAAGAGAUGAUACCUUUAGAUCUCUUGCUGGCUGUCCCUGUUCCUGGAGUUAAUAUUGAAGAACACCUUCAGCUACGACAGGAAGAAAAGCGGCAACGUGUAAUUAGAAGACAUAGAUUGGAAGAAGGAAGAGAUGGAAGUGGAGAAAGAGGUGAGAAGGAUGCCAGCAAAAUCACAACAUAUCCACCAGGGGCUGUUCGCUUUGACUGUGAACUGCGAGCUGUACAAGUCAGUUGUGGAUUUCACCAUUCAGUGGUUUUGAUGGAGAAUGGUGAUGUUUACACAUUUGGAUAUGGGCAGCAUGGUCAGCUUGGACAUGGUGAUGUUAAUUCCAGGGGAUGUCCCACUUUGGUGCAAGCAUUACCAGGUCCUAGUACCCAAGUUACUGCUGGGAGCAACCACACAGCUGUUCUCUUAAUGGAUGGCCAGGUUUUCACAUUUGGAAGUUUCUCAAAAGGUCAGCUUGGCAGACCAAUUCUGGAUAUGCCCUACUGGAAUGCAAAACCAGCACCUAUGCCUAACAUAGGCUCCAAAUAUGGGCGCAAAGCUACAUGGAUUGGAGCGAGUGGAGACCAGACUUUUCUUCGGAUCGAUGAAGCUCUCAUCAAUUCUCAUGUGCUUGCUACAUCAGAGAUAUUUGCAAGCAGGCAUAUAAUAGGUUUGGUACCAGCUUCAAUAUCAGAACCACCUCCUUUUAAAUGUCUUCUGAUAAACAAAGUAGAUGGCAGUUGCAAAACAUUCAAUGAUUCUGAGCAGGAAGACCUUCAAGGUUCUGGUGUGUGUCUGGAUCCUGUCUAUGAUGUUAUUUGGAGGUUUCGCCCAAAUGCCAGAGAACUGUGGAGUUACAAUGCAGUAGUUGCUGAUUCCAGACUUCCCUCAGCUCCAGACAUGCAAUCCCGGUGUAGUAUUUUGAGUCCAGAACUUGCUCUGCCAACAGGUUCCAAAGCUCUAACCACCAGAUCUCAUGCAGCUUUGCAUAUUCUAGGUUGCCUUGAUACUUUGGCUGCUAUGCAGGACUUAAAAAUGGGUGUUGCAAAUACAGAAGAGGAGACUCAAGCAGUAAUGAAAGUUUAUUCUAAAGAAGACUACAGUGUUGUUAACAGAUUUGAAAGUCAUGGAGGAGGCUGGGGUUAUUCAGCCCACUCAGUAGAAGCCAUCCGUUUCUGUGCUGAUACAGAUAUAUUGCUAGGUGGACUUGGUCUCUUUGGUGGUAGAGGUGAAUACACUGCUAAAAUAAAGUUGUUUGAAUUGGGUCCAGAUGGGGGAGAUCAUGAGACAGACGGAGACCUCCUUGCUGAGACAGAUGUCUUAGCAUAUGAUUGUGCUGCCAGAGAGAAAUACGCAAUGAUGUUUGAUGAGCCGGUACUCCUGCAAGCUGGCUGGUGGUACGUAGCCUGGGCAAGAGUGUCAGGACCUAGCAGUGAUUGUGGAUCUCAUGGACAAGCCUCUAUUACUACAGAUGAUGGUGUUGUAUUUCAGUUUAAAAGUUCCAAGAAAUCAAAUAAUGGUACAGAUGUGAAUGCAGGGCAGAUUCCACAAUUACUAUACAGGUUACCAACAAGUGAUGGCAGUGCAUCCAAAGGAAAACAGCAAACUAGUGAACCUGUACAUAUUUUAAAGAGAUCUUUUGCCAGAACUGUCUCAGUGGAGUGCUUUGAAUCUUUACUGAGCAUUCUUCACUGGAGUUGGACAACACUGGUGCUGGGAGUUGAAGAACUUCGUGGGCUGAAGGGUUUCCAAUACACUGCUACUCUCUUGGAUUUAGAAAGGUUGCGCUUUGUGGGCACUUGCUGCCUGAGAUUGCUGAGGGUCUACACCUGUGAAAUAUAUCCAAUAUCAGCAACAGCUAAAGCAGUUGUAGAAGAAACCAGCAAACUAGCAGAUUGCAUUGGAAAAACUAGGACCUUGCUGAGAAAGAUUUUAUCUGAAGGAGUUGACCAUUGCAUGGUGAAGUUGGACAAUGAUCCACAAGGAUAUCUCAGUCAACCUCUCAGUCUGUUAGAAGCUGUUCUUCAGGAAUGCCAUAAUACAUUCACAGCUUGCUUCCAUUCAUUCUAUCCAACACCAGCUCUCCAGUGGGCAUGUCUUUGUGACUUGCUGAACUGUUUGGACCAGGAUAUCCAGGAAGCGAACUUCAAGACCUCCAGUAGCCGACUCCUUGCUGCUGUCAUGUCUGCUCUGUGCCACACGUCAGUGAAGCUGACCUCCAUCUUUCCCAUUGCUUACGACGGAGAGGCCUUGCUGCGCUCCAUGGUCAAACAAGUCAGCACUGAGAACGACUCUGCUCUGGCUCAUCGCUUUCCUCUUCUGGUUGCACACAUGGAAAAGCUGAGUCAGAGUGAAGAAAAUGUUUCAGGGAUGACAAGCUUUCGGGAAGUGUUGGAAAAGAUGUUGGUCAUUGUUGUUUUACCAGUACGAAACAGCCUGAGAAGAGAAAAUGAACUUUUCUCUUCACAUCUGGUUUCUAAUACCUGUGGGUUGCUUGCUAGUAUUGUCAGUGAGCUUACAGCAUCAGCAUUAGGAUCUGAGGUUGAUGGACUGAAUUCUCUUCAUUCUGUCAAAUCCACUCCAAAUCGAUUCACUAAAACAAGUCAGGGAAGAAGCUGGAAUACUGGGAAUGGGUCCCCUGAUGCAAUAUGUUUCUCUGUUGACAAACCUGGUGUAGUUGUAGUAGGAUUUUCUGUUUAUGGUGGAGGAGGAAUUCAUGAAUAUGAGUUGGAGGUAUUAGUUGAUGAUAGUGAUCAUUCUGGAGAUGCAACUCAUUCGCAUAGAUGGACCUCUUUAGAAUUGGUUAAGGGAACUUACACCACAGAUGAUUCUCCUAGUGACAUAGCUGAAAUCAGACUUGACAAAGUUGUGCCACUAAAGGAAAAUGUGAAAUACGCAGUUCGUUUGAGGAAUUAUGGAAGCCGGACUGCCAAUGGAGAUGGCGGAAUGACCACAGUUCAGUGUCCAGAUGGUGUAACCUUUACAUUUAGUACAUGCAGUCUGAGCAGUAAUGGCACCAACCAAACACGAGGACAAAUCCCGCAGAUUCUUUAUUACAGGAGUGAGUAUGAUGGAGAUCUGCAGUCACAGCUGUUGAACAAAGCUAAUGAAGAAGACAAAAACUGUAGCAGGGCUCUUUCUGUUGUGAGUGCUGUUGUACGAGCAGCCAAAGACUUGUUGCACAGAGCUCUUGCUGUAGAUGCUGAAGACAUUCCAGAAGUACUCAGCUCUUCCAGCCUGUUUUCAAUGCUGCUUCCCCUCAUCAUAGCCUACAUAGGACCAGUAGCAGCAGCUAUUCCCAAGGUUGCUGUUGAGGUCUUUGGCCUGGUACAACAGCUACUUCCUUCUGUGGCAGUUCUGAAUCAGAAAUACGCCCCUCCAGCUUUUAACCCAAAUCAGUCCACAGACAGCACCACUGGAAAUCAGCCAGAGCAAGGGCUUUCAGCUUGUACUACCUCCAAUCACUAUGCUGUUGUAGAAAGUGAGCAUCCCUAUAAACCUGCCUCUGUUACCCACUAUAAGGUGACUUUUCCUGAAUGUGUCAGGUGGAUAACAAUAGAGUUUGAUACUCAGUGUGGCACUGCUCAAUCAGAGGAUGUUCUUCGUUUACUAAUUCCUGUCAGAAUUGCACAGAGCCUGGGAUUUGGACCAAAGCAUACCUCUGUUCAUGAAAACCUUAAUUCAUGGAUAGAGCUAAAAAAGUUCUCUGGAUCUUCAGGAUGGCCUACCAUGGUGUUAGUAUUGCCAGGGAAUGAAGCUCUUUUUUCUCUGGAGACUGCAUCAGACUAUGUUAAAGAUGAAAAAGCUUGUUUUUAUGGUUUCAAAUGUUAUGCAAUUGGAUAUGAAUUUAGUCCAGGAAGUGAUGAGGGUAUUAUUCAGCUGGAGAAAGAACUGGCAAAUUUAGGAGGAUCAUGUGCUGCAGCUUUGAUGAAGAAAGAUUUAGCACUUCCUAUUGCAGGUAGUGAGUUUGAAGAAGAUCUUGAGAUACUUGAAGAGGCUGCCUUACAGGUGUGCAAAUCUCAUUCAGGCAUUCUUGGGAAAGGCUUGGCACUCUCUCACUCACCAACCAUUUUGGAAGCUCUCGAAGGAAGUCUUCCACUGCAGGUACAAAGCAAUGAGCAGUCGUUUCUGGAAGAUUUCAUUGCUUGUGUACCAGGAUCAAGUGGUGGACGACUUGCAAGGUGGCUGCAGCCUGAUUCAUAUGCUGAUCCUCAAAAAACAUCAUUGAUUUUGAAUAAGGAUGAUAUCCGAUGUGGCUGGCCAACUGUUAUUACAGUACAAACAAAAGACCAGUAUGGGGAUGUUGUUCAUGUUCCUAAUAUGAAGGUAGAAGUCAAAGCUAUUCCUGUUUCUCCGAAAAAAACAUCUUUGCAACAAGAACAAGUUAAAAAAGUGCAGCGGAUACCAGGAAGUCCUGCAACAGCUGUUUCCCCUAGCAGUGAUAUGACCUUUGGAGGACUUCCUUCACCAAAGCUUGAUUCCUCUUAUGAGCCAAUGAUAGUAAAAGAAGCUCGGUAUAUUGCUAUUACAAUGAUGAAGGCAUAUGAAAAUUAUUCUUUUGAAGAACUGCGUUUUGCUUCACCAACACCAAAGAGACCCAGUGAAAACAUGUUGAUCAGAGUCAAUAAUGAUGGUACAUACUGUGCAAACUGGACUCCGGGAGCUGUUGGUCUCUAUACCAUUCAUGUUACUAUAGAUGGCAUUGAAAUAGAUGCUGGACUAGAAGUGAAAGUAAAAGAUCCUCCAAAAGGAAUGAUACCUCCUGGAACCCAACUUAUUAAACCAAAAGCAGAACCUCAGCCAAACAAGGUUCGCAAAUUUGUGGCCAAGGACAGUGCAGGGCUUCGUAUCCGUAGCCACCCUUCCCUUCAGAGUGAGCAGAUAGGCAUAGUGAAAGUCAAUGGAUCCAUCACUUUCAUUGACGAGAUCCACAAUGAUGAUGGUGUUUGGCUGAGGCUGAAUGAUGAAACAAUAAAGAAGUAUGUUCCUAACAUGAAUGGUUACACUGAAGCCUGGUGUCUGUCUUUUAACCAACAUCUUGGCAAGAGCCUUCUGGUACCUGUUGACAAUGUCUUUAAUGCUAGCCAAGGAGUAAGGGAUUUGGACUUUUUUUCAUGGACUUCCAAAGCUUUACCCCCCAAGGAACCUAGGUCUAAUGCUGAUGAUUUUUUCAAAGACCUAAAUUCACACUGCCCACAGGAAGCAGUGAUGCAAGAGCAAGACAUGCCAUUCCUUCGAGGUGGACCUGGAGUGUACAAGGUAGUGAAGACUGGCCCAUCAGGUCACAACAUCAGAAGCUGCCCUAACCUUAGAGGUAUCCCAAUUGGAAUGUUAGUUCUGGGAAACAAAGUCAAAGCAGUGGGCGAGGUGACUAAUUCAGAAGGUACGUGGGUGCAAAUGGAUAAGAACAGCAUGGUAGAGUUCUGUGAAAGUGAUGAAGGCGAGGCGUGGUCAUUAGCUAGAGACAGAGGUGGAAACCAGUACCUCCGACAUGAAGAUGAGCAAGUCCUUCUAGAUCAAAAUGUGCAGACUCCUCCCCCAAGUCCUUUUUCGAUACAAGCUUUCAGUAAGGGGACAAGCUGUAGUAAUGGACAAGGGUUUGAUUAUGGCCUUGGAAAUAACAAAGGUGACCAACUGAGUGCCAUACUGAAUUCCAUUCAGUCACGGCCAAACCUCCCAGCUCCUUCCAUCUUUGAUCAAGCUGCAAAACCUCCCUCUUCCCUUGUCCACAGUCCAUUUGUGUUCGGACAGCCCCUUUCCUUCCAGCAGCCUCAGCCACAGCUUCAGAGUGAAAGAAUGAAUUUCACGGGAGCUGCUAGACCGAUUUCUCCAGCAGGAAAAUCAGACAUGUCAUCAAAACACAGAGCUGACUGCAGGUCACCCAAGCUUGAUGUGCGAAUGAACAGAGCUGCUGCCGAGCAGAAGAAACCCAGAAAUACCGACGGCUUAUCAGCCAGCGAGUGCCUGAUGCUGAAAUCAGAUACUGCAAAGUUGCGGUCAGACUCGCACAGCAGGUCUUUGUCGCCAAAUCAUAACACUUUGCAAACACUAAAAACUGAUGGAAGAACAACUCCUGGUCUGAGAGCUGAAUCUCCAGGCCCAGGAACCCGAUCAUCUUCUCCAAAGACAAAGACACUCACAGGUGUUAGAUCUGGUGCUAGUUCUCCACGAUCCUCAUCACCCAAUGACAAAACUCUACCUCAGAAAGCUCCAUCCCCUGUAAAAACAAAGCUCGAUCCUCCUCGAGAACGCUCCAAAUCAGAUUCUUACACGUUAGAUCCAGACACCCUUCGCAAAAAGAAAGUACCACUAACAGAACCCUUAAGGGGCAGAUCCACUUCACCCAAACCAAAAAUUAUUGCAAAAGAUGGAAAACCUGCACCAGAAACUGAAAACAGAGCUCCUUCCCCUCAUGUCGUACAAGAAAAUCUUCACAGUGAAGUAGUUGAAGUCUGUACUUCAAGUACUUUAAAGACUGACAGCAUUACAGAUACCACCUGUGAAGACAACACCGAAUUCAGAAGUCUGGAUGAUGGUUCCAAUAAAGUUCAUUUUAGCAUUGGAAAAGCACCACUGAAGGAUGAGCAAGACACGAGAGCAUCUCCAAAAGUGAGCCGUAAAUGUGCUGGCAGGCACACAAGACCCAAAAAGGAAAAAUCCAGCUUCCUUUUCAAAGGAGAUGGAUCAAAGCCCAUAGAGCCUGCCAAGCAAGCCAUGUCACCUUCUGUUGCAGAAUGUGCUCGAGCCGUAUUUGCCGCAUUUCUCUGGCAUGAAGGAAUAGUUCAUGAUGCCAUGGCAUGCUCAUCUUUUUUGAAGUUUAAUCCAGAACUGUCCAAAGAGCAUGCACCCAUACGAAGCAGUCUGACCCAACAACCUGCAGAGGAAAAAGAAACCAAGUUGAAAAAUAGACAUUCAUUGGAAAUAUCGUCUGCUCUUAACAUGUUUAACAUCUCACCUCACGGACCAGAUAUCUCUAAAAUGGGUAGCAUCAAUAAAAACAAAGUCCUCUCAAUGUUAAAAGAACCUCCUCUGCAUGAAAAGUGUGAGGAUGGAAAAACUGAAACUACCUCGUUUGAAACAUCCAGUCACCACACGAUGAAAUCCAAGUCUCCUCUUCCGUUAACACUGCAGCACUUAGUAGCUUUCUGGGAAGAUAUUUCUUUAGCAACUAUUAAAGCAGCUUCCCAAAACAUGAUUUUUCCAAGUCCUGGUUCUUGUGCAGUGUUAAAGAAGAAGGAAAGUGACAAAGAUAACAAGAAAGCCAAAAAGGAGAAAAAGAAAAAAGAAAAGGUUGAGGCUAGGCCAAGGGGAAAUCUUUUUGGUGAGAUGGCCCAGCUUGCAGUGGGAGGACCUGAAAAAGACACCAUCUGCGAGUUGUGUGGAGAAUCCCAUCCAUAUCCAGUGACUUACCACAUGAGACAAGCUCAUCCAGGUUGUGGCCGCUACGCAGGUGGCCAAGGUUACAACAGCAUUGGGCACUUCUGUGGAGGAUGGGCUGGGAAUUGUGGUGAUGGUGGCAUCGGAGGGAGCACGUGGUAUUUGGUGUGUGAUCGAUGCAGAGAAAAGUAUCUCCGUGAAAAGCAAGCAGCAGCAAGAGAGAAGAUUAAACAAUCUAGGAGAAAACCAAUGCAAGUUAAGACACCUCGUGCCUUGCCAACUAUGGAAGCUCAUCAAGUGAUUAAAGCCAAUGCACUGUAUUUACUGUCGCUAAGUAGUGCUGCUGAGCCCAGUAUCCUCUGCUAUAACCCUGCAAAAGCAUUCCAGUCUCAACUUCCCAGUCUCAAAGAAGGAAUUUCUGAAGACUUUCCCAUUAAGAUGCCAUGUCUCUAUCUACAGACAUUAGCAAGGCAUCAUCAUGAAAAUUUUGUUGGGUACCAGGAUGACAACCUCUUCCAGGAUGAGAUGAGAUACUUGCGCUCAACUUCAGUACCUGCACCGUACAUCUCUGUUACUCCUGAUGCAAGCCCUAAUGUCUUCGAAGAGCCAGAGAGUAACAUGAAAUCCAUGCCCCCAAGCUUGGAAACCAGUCCAAUCACAGAUACAGAUCUUGCAAAGCGCACAGUUUUUCAAAGAUCAUAUUCAGUUGUUGCAUCGGAAUAUGACAAACAGCACUCAAUUUUGCCAGCACGUGUAAAGGCAAUCCCCAGGAGACGAGUCAACAGUGGAGAUGCAGAAGUGGGGUCCUCUCUCCUGAGACAUCCAUCACCUGAACUUUCUCGGUUAAUCUCCGCCCACAGCUCUCUUUCCAAAGGAGAGAGAAAUUUCCAGUGGCCAGUAUUGGCAUUUGUAAUCCAGCAUCAUGAUUUGGAAGGACUUGAAAUAGCAAUGAAACAAGCCUUACGGAAAUCUGCUUGCCGAGUCUUUGCCAUGGAGGCCUUCAACUGGCUUCUUUGUAAUGUCAUUCAAACAACUUCUCUUCAUGAUAUUUUAUGGCAUUUUGUGGCUUCCCUGACUCCUGCACCUGUAGAGCCUGAAGAAGACGAGGAUGAAGAAAAUAAAUCAAAUAAAGAAAAUGCAGAACAAGAAAAAGACACACGAGUGUGUGAACACCCUCUGUCAGAUAUAGUGAUUGCCGGGGAAGCUGCUCACCCCUUACCCCACACUUUCCAUCGCCUUCUUCAGACAAUCUCUGAUCUUAUGAUGUCACUUCCCAGUGGGAGUGCAUUACAGCAAAUGGCCUUAAGGUGCUGGAGUCUUAAAUUCAAACAAUCUGAUCACCAGUUCCUGCACCAGAGCAAUGUUUUUCAUCAUAUCAACAAUAUUUUGUCUAAAUCUGAUGAUGGAGAUAGUGAAGAGAGUUUUAGUAUCAGCGUUCAGUCUGGUUUUGAAGUCAUGAAUCAGGAACUGUGUAUAGUAGUUUGUCUGAAAGACCUAACCAGCAUUGUUGACAUUAAAACAUCAAGCCGACCUGCCAUGAUUGGUAGUUUAACAGAUGGAUCUACAGAAACGUUCUGGGAGUCAGGAGACGAGGACAAAAACAAAACUAAAAACAUCACAAUCAACUGUGUAAAAGGAAUCAAUGCACGUUACGUUUGUGUUCAUGUAGACAAUUCCAGAGAUCUUGGGAACAAAGUGACCUCUAUGACCUUCCUAACUGGCAAGGCAGUAGAAGAUCUCUGCAGAAUAAAGCAGGUAGACUUGGAUUCAAGACAUAUUGGCUGGGUAACAAGUGAACUUCCGGGGGGUGAUAAUCACAUCAUCAAAAUUGAAUUGAAGGGUCCGGAGAACACUCUAAGAGUUCGACAAGUAAAAAUUCUUGGAUGGAAGGAUGGUGAAAGCAUUAAAAUAGCAGGCCAGAUUUCUGCAAGUGUGGCUCAACAGAGAAACUGUGAAUCUGAGACACUGCGAGUAUUCCGACUUAUAACAUCCCAGGUAUUUGGGAAACUUAUCUCUGGAGAUGCUGAGCCAACACCAGAACAAGAAGAAAAAGCCCUGUUGUCUUCCCCAGAAGGAGAAGAAAAAGUACACAAUGCAACAUCAGAUGCAGACCUGAAGGAGCACAUGGUAGGGAUCAUAUUCAGCCGGAGCAAACUGACAAAUUUGCAGAAACAGGUGUGUGCCCACAUCGUGCAGGCCAUACGGAUGGAGGCGACGCGCGUGCGCGAGGAGUGGGAGCACGCCAUCUCCAGCAAAGAGAACGCCAACUCGCAGCCCAGCGACGAGGACGCCUCCUCAGACGCCUACUGCUUCGAGCUGCUCUCCAUGGUCCUGGCGCUCAGCGGCUCCAAUGUGGGCCGCCAGUACCUGGCCCAGCAGCUCACUCUGCUCCAGGACCUCUUCUCCUUGCUACACACAGCUUCUCCCAGGGUGCAGAGACAGGUAACAUCAUUACUGAGGCGUGUUUUGCCUGAGGUAACCCCCAGCCGCCUUGCAAGUAUUAUUGGGGUGAAGUCUCUUCCACCAGCAGAUAUAAGUGAUAUAAUCCACUCAACAGAAAAAGGAGAUUGGAACAAACUAGGUAUCUUGGACAUGUUUUUGGGAUGCAUUGCCAAAGCUCUCACAGUACAGCUAAAAGCCAAAGGAACCGCUAUCACAGGUACAGCUGGCACUACUGCAGGCAAAGGAGUUACUACAGUCACACUUCCAAUGAUCUUCAAUUCCAGCUAUAUUCGGCGAGGUGAAAGUCAUUGGUGGAUGAAGGGAUCAACACCUACACAGAUUUCAGAAAUCAUCAUUAAACUCAUUAAAGACAUGGCAGCAGGUCAUUUGUCAGAAGCUUGGUCACGUGUGACAAAGAAUGCUAUUGCUGAAACCAUCAUAGCUCUGACCAAAAUGGAAGAAGAGUACAGAUCACCUGUGAGGUGCAUUGCAACAACCAGACUGUGGCUGGCCUUAGCAUCCCUCUGUGUACUUGAUCAGGAUCAUGUUGAUAGACUGUCCUCAGGAAGAUGGAUGGGAAAGGAUGGGCAACAGAAACAGAUGCCAAUGUGUGAUAACCAUGAUGAUGGUGAAACUGCUGCAAUCAUUUUAUGUAAUGUCUGUGGGAAUUUGUGCACAGACUGUGACCGAUUCCUUCAUCUCCAUCGGCGAACAAAAACUCAUCAGAGACAGGUGUUCAAAGAAGAAGAAGAAGCUAUCAAAGUUGAUCUACAUGAGGGCUGUGGUAGGACCAAACUUUUCUGGCUGAUGGCAUUAGCAGAUUCUAAAACUAUGAAGGCUAUGGUGGAGUUUAGAGAACAGACAGGCAAACCGACCACCAGCAGUUCUGAAGCAUGUCGGUUCUGUGGAUGCAGGAGUGGAACAGAAUUAUCAGCAGUGGGAAGUGUUUGUUCUGAUACAGACUGCCAGGAGUAUGCUAAGAUUGCCUGCAGCAAGACACACUCCUGUGGUCACCCCUGUGGAGGCGUUAAGAACGAAGAGCACUGUUUGCCGUGCCUGCAUGGCUGUGAUAAAAACGCUACAACUCUUAAGCAAGAUGCUGAUGACAUGUGCAUGAUCUGCUUUACUGAAGCACUUUCAGCAGCACCAGCUAUCCAGCUGGACUGCAGCCAUGUUUUCCAUUUGCAAUGCUGUCAACGAGUACUAGAAAACAGAUGGCUUGGGCCAAGGAUAACUUUCGGGUUUAUGUCCUGCCCAAUUUGCAAGAACAAAAUCAAUCACACAGUAUUAAAAGAUUUGCUUGAUCCAAUCAAAGAACUCUAUGAAGAUGUAAGGAGAAAAGCGCUGAUGAGGUUGGAGUAUGAAGGGUUGCACAAGAGUGAGGCCAUCACAACACCAGGUGUUAGAUUUUAUAAUGACCCAGCUGGCUAUGCUAUGAACAGAUAUGCUUAUUAUGUUUGCUACAAGUGCAAAAAGGCAUAUUUUGGUGGUGAAGCUCGUUGUGAUGCUGAGGCUGGACAAGGAGAUGACUAUGAUCCAAGAGAGCUUAUUUGUGGUGCAUGCUCUGAUGUUUCAAGGGCUCAGAUGUGUCCCAAACACGGUACAGAUUUCUUAGAAUACAAAUGCCGCUACUGCUGUUCUGUUGCUGUUUUUUUCUGUUUUGGGACAACACAUUUUUGCAAUGCUUGCCAUGAUGAUUUCCAAAGAAUGACAAGCAUCCCUAAAGAAGAGCUCCCACACUGUCCUGCAGGUCCCAAAGGUAAACAACUUGAAGGAACAGAAUGUCCACUUCAUGUUGUCCAUCCACCCACUGGUGAAGAAUUUGCUCUGGGUUGUGGGGUUUGCAGAAAUGCACACACUUUUUAGACUAGCAUUUUUUUUAACCAGAGCAAAACAGGUGCCCUCAUCCCUCAAGUGUCCUGAAAACAAUGUCCAGCUGGGAUGAGGAUGGGACCAUUCCAUAACCCAGGUAAAAGGAACAAUUUACAGUGCAAGAAGGAUGCCAAAUACCAUGUACAUAAUUCUUGCUGUGAGAUAUUGACAUUUUUUGAACCAAGACAUCAAAAUUUGUGAGGUGUUUGCAUGUGGCCAUUUCAGUCAUCGGCUAGGAAACAUUGGACAUUUACAAAUAAACAAUUGUUAUUAAAGGAUCUGUGUGUCUGUGGACUAUGAAUGAUGCUGGCUUUCAGGAGAAAGAAAAAAAAUACUGAUUAUUGUAUACUGACUUUUUGUAAUCUUGUACAAUUGUAACGCAUCACAAGUGGGGAUGGGAAAGAGGAAUAUUCUGGUUUAUUUCCUAGACUGUUAUAAAAAAUGUGUUAGGAAGGCAUAAAUGUAACAAGUAUCACCCUGUAUAUAAAGGUAUCAAUGUUUGUCCUGUAUAAGAAAUAUUAAAUUACAACAGCAGUUUCAUUUAAACUUCUGGGUUAUGUUUGAGCCUGAAAUUUUAAUGAAGUGCAAUACUGAGUGUGCCUCAUAUCUUGCAGCUGUAAACAUAAUGGAAUGUACAUGUCAAUAAAGCCACUGUACAUUUUUAUACAGUGAAA
Messenger RNA from Catharus ustulatus (Swainson's thrush), 14724 nucleotides. It is a transcript of the gene MYCBP2, whose product is annotated as MYC binding protein 2. Bases 8 to 14044 code for a protein of 4678 amino acids. The transcript has 84 exons. Lineage: Eukaryota; Metazoa; Chordata; Aves; Passeriformes; Turdidae. Gene Ontology annotation, cellular component: nucleus. The record is from RefSeq and is a predicted model, not a curated record.